GGGCCCGGGGCGGCGAGCGGCCUGCGGCCGGCCGGAGGAGGCGGGACGGCGGCGGCACGCCCCUGGGCGGGGGCGGCGCCGGGGCGGGCCCGGGGUGGAGUCCGCCCCGCCGGCGGCGAUGGGCAGCGGGACACCGGGCCAAGCUGUGGCCGGAGGGCGUCUUUCCCUCGGGCCUGGCCCUCCGCGAGCGGGACGCCACCGCAAAAUGGCGGCCGCGAGCGCGAGGCUGCGCCCAGCGAAAUGGCGGGAGUGCCGGGUGCCCGGAUGGAGUGGCGCAGGGCGUGCGCGGGGCGCAUGCGCGCGGCGGUGGGCGGGGCCACGCUGCGUGGCCAGGGCCGCCGCUCCGGGUCUCCCGCCGGAGUCGCGCGAGGGCAGCGCAGUUGCGGCGCCCUCCCAGUUCCGCAAGUUAGGGUCCGAGAAGCGCGGCCCGCCGCGCCUUCUGGCUUGUGUUUCCGGAGCUACCUGGCGGGGUUUCUCCCAGCCCGUAAAGAGUCGGCUCGAGUUGGCAUCAGCCCCACAUGUCAGGCUGCACGUGGAGGCCCCGCCCAGCUGCCCCGCGCGCGGUGCCCAGCCCCCCAGCCCUCGCGGGCGCCCCACAGUGGACCAAGCACUUCGCCACGCCCCGCCCCGAUGCUCAGGCUGGGGGUUGGGUUCCUGCUCACCGGGGGGGGCCCCGAGGAGCGCUGCGGAGCCGGGGUGCGGCCCCGGCCGUCCCAGUCUGGGGGGCGGGCUCUGCGCAGAGUAGGGCGAGGGGUCCAGGGCGGGCAAGGGGAGGGCCUCCUUGAACUUCGCAGCCCCGGGGGUGGAUGGGAGGUGGGCAGACAGGGCGUUCCCAUUCACCCCACAAGCCGGUGUCGUCUGUGUAAGGGGGGGUGCGGUGGAGUCCCUGGAGGAUCUCAGGGAGGAUUU
Callorhinus ursinus (northern fur seal) is the source of this 909-nucleotide messenger RNA. The record is from RefSeq and is a predicted model, not a curated record. Lineage: Eukaryota; Metazoa; Chordata; Mammalia; Carnivora; Otariidae.